AUGGCGGGAGAAGACUGGGCCCACUCAUUUAUGAGGCGUCAUUCAGAGUUAAGUUUGAGGAAGCCUGAGGCCACUUCUGGAGCACGUGCCAUGGGAUUUACCCGAGUAGCAGUCGCGCAGUUCUUUACAUUAUUAAAUAAAGUUAUUAUUGAGAAAAAAAUUACCUGUGAAGGAAUUUAUAAUUGCGAUGAGAUUGGCAUUACAGUGAUUCCAAAGCAGCAUUCAAGGGUUAUUGCAAAUAGAGGACAUCGUCAGGUAGGCGUAUUGACUUCUGCUGAGCGUGGCAAUACAGUAACGGCAGAAAUUUGUUGCUCUGCUGCAGGAAAUUUCAUGCCCCCCCCUGUUGAUUUUCCCGCGACAAAAGAAGAGACAAGAAUUUGA
Acanthoscelides obtectus is the source of this 381-nucleotide messenger RNA. NCBI's taxonomy places the organism in Eukaryota, Metazoa, Arthropoda, Insecta, Coleoptera, Chrysomelidae. The record is from the annotation of a GenBank genome assembly.